This is a messenger RNA of Vitrella brassicaformis, 2162 nucleotides long. The record is from the annotation of a GenBank genome assembly. Lineage: Eukaryota; Vitrellaceae.
AGCCUGGCUCCUGUCUGUCGGUCAUCGCAUCAGUGUGAAGCAUUUCAUCCAUCAGUCAUGAGUGAUCGUGCAUAAUGCCAUGGUGUCUGUCAAAACCCAUGAAGGACAUGUCACCUGACUCCUGCAUGUGUGAAUGAAUGAACAGACAAUCCGCGAGAUUCAAUCGAUGCAGCUGCGAAUAUCCGUGCGGGUGAGGUGACCUGUGCGUGCGUGCGAAUGCUCGUAUGUACAUACAGCAGCAAACCCAUCCAUCCAGCCAUGCCGAAAAUAGCGCUAGCAGCAGCAAUACGUGUAAUUGCGGAAAAGAGCAAGUGCAAGGAGAGAGAGGGAGGACCAGCUAACAGCUGGCGUAGCGCAGCGUAGCGUUAGGCAACACACACGAGCAAAGAGGCAGGCAGAAAGGCAGAAAGGCUGGCCUGCUGAUCGGUCGAUCGAUGGAAAACACAGCCAGCCAGCCAGCCAGCUGUACACGCGUCCGCGCCGAGGCAAUGGAAUGCAAUGCCUGGGUGCCACACAGGGCCGAGGGUGCCCAGGUGACGCGCUUGGAAUGAGAGCAAAGAAGUAGGGGAAGCAAGCAGGGUCGGGCGGAUCACACCCAUUUGUAGAAGAGGACAUUUGCGAUGGCCAAGACGACACCCAAAUCCAAACCCGAGUGGGCAGCAGUCGCCGUCAAUAUGCCGAGACUGAGCCAAUACACACACAUACACACACACCAUUGCCAGUCGCUUGAUGAGGGCGUGUGGUUGGGUGGGCAAGUGGCGUACCUUUUGGUGUUUCUGCAUAUGAUGAGCAGCCGGCCGAACAUGGUGAGGAAGACGAAGGCCAAGGCGGCGUACAGCGUGUUGACGAGAUGGUAGACGACAACCACGUGAUACGUACCAUAAAACAUCGACACAACCAUCUUCCCAACCUCACUCAGACGCACAUCUGACAGACAGUCAGACAGACAGACAGACCCGUAAGCUUUAUCCGCCCUCCCCGCCUCUCUGUUGUGCAUGACUGCGUACCAUGAAAUGUCCCGGCCGAGUCGUGGCAUGUAGCGCCCCCUUCUACGUCCCGGUGUGAAGUGGGCGACACAUCGAUGGCCACACCGUCGGCCGCUGCGUUGCCCACGGGCUGCCGGGGGGAGGGGGACUCGGCCGUCGCCACUCUGUCCCUCAGAGGGAGAAACUCACCCUCAUCGAGCGCAAAGAGACGACCGCCCAGCUCCUGCAUGAAUGGAGGUGUGUGUGUAUGUGGGUGGGCUUGGGAGGGAUGGGAAAAAUUGCAUGUGUGCUGUGCUGACCCUGUAUAGCACCAGUCGCCAGAAGAAUUCCUCAAAUACUGGGUUGACGAUGGUGAAGUACAUGCCGACGAGCCAUGCAUUGGUCUCGCUGUAGUUGAAGCCCUCCUGGAUGAUGUUCUUAGGGCGCAAGGGCAUACACAACCACGGAAAGAUCCCGCCGCACUUGAGCACCGCAUAACCUGACACACACACCCGCACCAGCACGUAUGCAGCGAUUCGUGAGAGCGCUGAAUGUGUGUCUGCUGACCGAUGAAGCACGCCCCGACCAUGACGCAAAAGGCGACAAUGGACCAGCCGAGCUGCUCCGGCCACCUGACCGACACGCAACACCAACACCACAUCAUUUGCAACUGAGUGAGACCCUCUUGUGGAGUGUGUGCACGUCUGUGCGUGUGUGUGUGUGUGUGUGUCCCUCACCCACCUCUCGAGCUGUGACUUCAUGAGUCCAUUAUAGUAUGGCCACGCAGAGGUGAACGUGAUGAACAGCGCCGUGAGCAGACCCAUGCACACCCAAUGCAUCAUGACCAAUGCUGCAAUAAUAAGGACACACACACAAACACACGCACAGACGCAUUGCAAUGGGUGUGAGAUGGCAAUCAGUGGACGGGCGGAUGGUCUCAUCGCUCACCGAGCACGACCUGGUGGAGGCCGGUGAUGCAGAUGACCAUCGUGAGUGUGGGCGCGGCGCCCAGCAGCACGACGAUGAAUAUGGUGCCCCAUCCUUGCCACCCGUCCUGGUCAGCCGCCAACGAAGUCAUCCAGAAACCCCCGUCACCGCUGCCGUCUACUCUUGCUCAUUGGAAUCGCUCAAAUCGGGCAGGCAUGCGUGUGUACGUGAUUACACCACGUCAAUGGCCGCUGCGGAGGCGUGUUUCCC